ACUGUUUGUUUACGAAAACAAUUAUUCGUCUCCGGAGAGAAAUAAAGCUUUAUAUUUUUCGAAGAUUUAUAUAUAACAAUAAAUACUUAUGUAACAUGAUCAAAGGCGAUAAAUUCCAUAUAAUUUUGUUGUAGAACCAAAAUCAAUCAACAAAAAAAAAUAUUUGCUAAUUAUUUUAUAAUGAAAUUAAGAAUUAGUGGAAUAUAAUACGAAGUGGUAACUGUUUCUUAUUGGGAAAAACAAACCGUUUCAGUUCGGUCCUGGCAAAAUACAAUCAGCUGUUUGUAAUGACAGUUCCUCUGACAAAUACAAAAUGGUUGAAAACUAAAGUUGGCAAACAAAGAAAAGGCAGCGUAAUAGCGAAUUUUAGCGUUAAAAACGUUUUUUUAAAGUGAAAGUUAGUUAGUUUAUAUUGUGUUUAGUGUUUUGUGCACGAUGUUGGAUUUAGAAAUCGUCCCUGAACGCUCUCUGGGCUGUGAUGCCUGGGAAUUCGUUCUAGGGAUGCAUUUCUCCCAGUCAGUGGCCAUCAUUCAAAGUCAAGUGGGCACAAUAAGAGGAGUACAAGUACUUUAUAGUGAUCAGAAUCCAUUGUCAGUAGACCUAGUAAUAAAUAUGCCGCAAGAUGGCAUCCGGUUAAUAUUCGAUCCGGUUGCCCAGCGACUUAAGGUUAUAGAAAUCUACAAUAUGAAAUUAGUUAAGCUUAGGUAUAGUGGCAUGUGCUUCAACUCGCCCGAGAUCUCCCCCUCCAUAGAGCAGGUGGAGCACUGCUUCGGGGCGACACACCCCGGUCUCUAUGACUCCCAGCGACAUCUGUUCGCGCUCAACUUCAGAGGACUCUCCUUUUAUUUCCCCGUUGAUAGCAAAUUUGAGGAUAUGUUUUUGUUCCAGCCUGGGUACGCCCACGGGCUGGGCUCCCUACAGUUCCCUAACGGAGGCUCUCCAGUCGUGUCGCGAACCACUAUCUACUAUGGAUCUCAACAUCAGCAAGCUAACAGCAGCAGCCCGGGCGGUGUAUGCGGCGCGCCGCUCCCCGAGCUCCCUCUCUCGUGUUACCGCCACCAGCUGCACCUGCGGCGCUGCGAUGUACUGCGCAGCGCUACGGCCACGCAAGGACUGCGACUGCAUAUGUUUACUGAAGGCCCAGGCCGAUCUCUCUCAGAAGGCGGCGCGGGUCGUUCAGUGUGCCGUGUGGUUCGCUUCGGUAGCUCGGCGCAGCGUGUAUGCGCUGCACUAGGCGCUCCGGCUCGAACGUAUUACAAAGCUGACGACAAGAUGCGCAUACAUCGCCCCACCGCUCGUAGGCGUCCGCCGCCAGCUUCUGAUUACUUCUUCAACUACUUUACUUUAGGAUUGGACAUAUUAUUCGACGCACGUACUCACCAGGUGAAGAAGUUCGUGCUCCAUACGAACUACCCGGGGCACUACAACUUCAACAUGUACCAUCGGUGCGAGUUCGAACUCACUGUGCAGCCUGAUAAAUGCGACACAAACUCGCUAGUCGAGAGUCGCGGCGCUGUGUGUAUCACUGCGUACAGUAAGUGGGAGGUCGUGUCGCGGGCACUGCGCGUGGCGGAGCGGCCCGUCGUACUCAACCGGGCCUCCUCCACCAACACCACCAACCCAUUCGGGUCCACCUUCUGCUAUGGAUACCAGGAUAUUAUUUUUGAGGUGAUGUCAAACAACUAUAUAGCAUCGAUUACGCUGUACCAGCCCGAGGGCUCGCGGCCGCGUUACGCUGUCAACUCCAUCGCGUGACAUUGCCAGGGAUCUCCAAGCAAAGGUAAAAAAUACACGUCCUGAACGAUUUCGGUUGUCAGUCACAACAUUAACCUACAUCCGCGUGGUUCCCCAUACAUACUUGAAAAUGUUCAACUUUCAACAUUAAUCAAAUAUAAUGACAAAACUUCAGCCGAAGUGACUACAUAUCUUUACCACGAAGCACCUAAGAGGAAGCAGUAUUUUUAAAAAUGUGAUAAAAAAACUGUGAAAAAAAAACUCGAAAAAAGUGAGUGACAGAUCUCAGACGGUGUGUUAAGUCUUAUUUAAUUCCUUAGACGGACUUCAUAGUUAAUGUUUUAUGUUUAAGCUUAAUUUAGUUCGUAUUUCAAUGAACAUUGAUUCUUAAAUAAUAGUCAAAUGUGUUCUUGUAAGUUGCUUCGCACGGCACAAGAAUAUAAUGCCGCAGACAAUGUAUUCUUGCGUCGUGAUCUCGGGAUAAAAAUAAUAAUUAGACAAAAAAAAAA
Messenger RNA from Spodoptera litura, 2243 nucleotides. Its product is annotated as PHAF1 protein CG7083. The record is from RefSeq and is a predicted model, not a curated record. Lineage: Eukaryota; Metazoa; Arthropoda; Insecta; Lepidoptera; Noctuidae. Gene Ontology annotation, cellular component: trans-Golgi network. Gene Ontology annotation, biological process: Golgi to plasma membrane protein transport.